Messenger RNA from Bombus huntii, 2231 nucleotides. It is a transcript of the gene Not11, whose product is annotated as CCR4-NOT transcription complex subunit 11. The transcript has 2 exons. The record is from RefSeq and is a predicted model, not a curated record. Gene Ontology annotation, biological process: mRNA catabolic process; negative regulation of translation. Gene Ontology annotation, cellular component: CCR4-NOT complex. Lineage: Eukaryota; Metazoa; Arthropoda; Insecta; Hymenoptera; Apidae. Bases 244 to 1635 code for a protein of 463 amino acids.
UGUUACUACGAUAUAGUACAUAUAUUUCUACUGUUUCUACUGUUUUUUCUAAAAUUCUAUAACACUCAGUUCCAUACUACGAUAGAAAUGGUUUAUUAUUUUCAAUUGAGUUGAUAGCAUGAUCGUAUAAUUGAAUCCUACAUGUAUUCUUACAUGUAUUCUUACAUGUAUUCCUACGUGUAGUCCUACAUGUAUUCUAGUCAUAACCUGUAAAGUAACAACUAAAAAAUGUGACAAAACUAAAUGUAUAUAAUACUAAAAUACUGCAUUAUGACGCUUAGUCCGAAAGAUUUAUCAAAAUUAUUGGAUAUCCUGGAAGAAGAAAACCUGGAUACGAGUUUGGAAAAUCUUUGUAAUCAGUUACAUCAAAUAUUUCCGAAAGAAGAUCGAUUUAAAGUGGGAAUGACAUUGGUUCUCCUUUUACAGCAUAUAGAUUUAUUGCCAAAAAAUGUUCAACGUAUAAUAGCAGUUGCAUUGUUAUUUGACCUUUAUAGAGGAGAAACACUAGCAUCGACACCAUUUGCGCCUGUUUUUGUACAGGUUUUAAGAUCCCAAGAAGAUACAAAUAAUGGAGUACCAAAGACAAAUUUUUCAGGACACAUACCAGUUUUAUCACAAUGUGAAAAAAAUCUUUUAAUAAGUUUACUGGGAUAUAACCAAAAGGACAUUUUAAAGAAAACUCCAAGACAAAUUGUGGAUGAAUUGUAUUUUGUAUCUGUACCACCUGUUGAUUUAAGUAAUUUACAAGUACAACUAGCAGAGCGUCGUUCAGAAUUACCUUCCAUUGCCAAAUGUGGAAAUCCUGUGAUCUUACCUGAUAUGGAUCAUUCUAAAGUAACAGAGAUCGAUAAAAAUGCAACAAAAAACAUGACAGAAGUUUUAACUGCUAAUGACCCACCUUUAUGUAGUCAAAGUUAUCAUCCUGAGUUUUUAAGAUUAGUACCUCCUCUUUAUCGUUCAGUCGAUGAAUUACCAUGGUUCAAUGUUACAGAUCCAUCUCAAUUUACAAUUGAAUAUGAUACUAAUAUGUGUGUCUCAAAUUGUGCUGGUGCAGAAGCUCGCAGAUUAAUGGGCAAAGCGUUCAAAAGUGUACUGACGUUACAACAACAACAGCAUCUUGUUAAUGAAUUGGAUAGAGAUCCAAAACUGGUGUAUCAUAUUGGUCUUACUCCAGGAAAACUACCAGAUUUGGUAGAGAAUAACCCUUUGAUUGCAAUUGAAGUUUUGUUGAAACUUAUGCAAUCAAGUCAAAUAACAGAAUAUUUUAGUGUUUUGGUAAAUAUGGAGAUGUCUCUUCAUUCAAUGGAAGUAGUCAAUAGAUUAACUACUACUGUGGACCUACCUACAGAAUUUGUUCAUUUAUACAUUAGUAAUUGCAUUUCUACUUGUGAAACUAUAAAAGAUCGUUAUAUGCAGAAUCGUUUAGUACGUUUGGUUUGUGUUUUUCUGCAAUCCUUAAUUAGGAACAAAAUCAUAAAUGUGAAAGAACUCUUUAUUGAAGUGCAAGCAUUUUGCAUUGAAUUUAGCCGCAUUAGGGAAGCUGCAGCUCUUUUUCGCCUACUUAAACAACUUGAAUCUGGUGACAUUGGUGGAUUGAAUGCACCACCCACUAAUAAUAAAUUGGAUAUGUGUUAACAUAGUUAAUAAUAUACUUUUCAAAUAUUUAAUAGAAAAUUAAUAGAGCUAUGAAGUUUUGUAACUAUUUUUUUAUGAACAAAAUUACAACGAAUUAAAAUAUUUAUAUAUAAUUGAUGUUUAUGUAUAAUUUUAGUAUUUGAUAAGUAAAUUAUUAGGUAUCAUUUAUUUUCGAUUAAGUGUUUACAUAUUACAUAAUAUUUUCAUUAAAAUAAUUAAAAGAAAAAGUGUUUCUGCAAUAAUAUAUAUAAAGCAUACUUAUUCAUCUCUCAUAAUUUUUGUGCUAGAACUACAUGAAAUAUAUGUAUACUAUCUAUUAUCAUAGAUAUAUUGUAAUAUAUAUGUCUUAAAAAAUAAUGUAUGUUGUUUCCUAAUAAUUAAUAAAAGAUUGCAUAAAUUGCACUUAGGAAAAGAUAAAAUGGACUAUUAUUUGUGCUCAGAUGAAAUAUUUUUUGUUACUAUGUAGUUUUUAAUAUUUGUAUAUUACAUUAUCAAAGUUAAUAAAAUCUUACAAAAUACUAACAUGUCAUAAACAUUUAUUACGUGAAAUAAAGGAUACAAUAGACAUAAACAAUAAAUUUUAAUAUUUAAUUAUA